This is a messenger RNA of Naegleria lovaniensis, 336 nucleotides long. RefSeq lists its product as uncharacterized. The transcript has a single exon. The coding region runs from base 1 to 336 and encodes 111 amino acids. The record is from RefSeq and is a predicted model, not a curated record. NCBI's taxonomy places the organism in Eukaryota, Heterolobosea, Eutetramitea, Acrasida, Naegleriidae.
AUGCAAGUUCGUUCCUUCCAACUCUUAGCUUUAUUAAUCCUUCUAUUGUUCACUCUUUGCAUUUUCAACAACGUUCUUGGUAGUCAUGAUGUUUUUGAUGAAUUGAGUGAUCAUGUCAGUGGUCAUUACAACACCAUUCAUUCGAAACAUCGUCAACAUGACCAUCACGGUCAUGGAAGACCACCAAAAUUGGGACGACCUGGUAAAGGAAGUGCUAUUGGAAUAGCACCUCAACCAGUCGAUGAAAAUAAUCGAAAGGAUGAUCGAUCUGUUUUGGUUGGCAACAAUGAUCGAGGAAAUGAGAUGGAUCAAGGAAAUGAAUUGAUUCAGGUUUAA